AUGGUUGAUUUGACUACAGAUGCAGCGUUAGAUGAAGAUCCUUACAAAGGUGUUUCACUAGAUUACUUAGAUCAUGGUGACCAGUGUAUUACAUGUCAAGUAUGCAUGGCAAAGUUAUGGGAUGUAGAAACGGCGAGAGGCAGAACCAAUAAUGGGAAAAAAAAACUGUUUACAUCUUUGGAUAAUGAAAGCAAGCAUUUUUUGAAAAACAUUCGCCGUUAUAAUUCUAUGUUCGCUUUCACAUCAAUGGGUGGUAAGGUCGAUCCGACUGUUAAUAGAGGUAAUGGCCCAUUUUGCUACAGGAUUAGCGGUGAAAACUAUCAUAGUAUUGGAAGUCUGUUGCCGGAGAAUGCCAAUAAACCAAAGUUUUGCCAGCUGUACAUAUACGAUACAGAGAACGAAGUUUCAAACCGAGAAUCGAUUUUUAGUCGAUCUAAGGAGUCACCUACAUCCUCUUCUGCUUCAGUUGAUCGUCAGUUGAUCCAACAUAUCAAGUCUGUGUUAGACUCCGAUAAUGUAUUGGUUAAAGUUUACAGGAUGGUUAGAGAUUGUUUUCAUGACGAUCCGCAGCUUACUCUUAAGGUACGUCUUAUUGGAAAAAGGGACAAGGAUGGUCGAAUGUAUAACUUACCAACAUGUGGCAAGGUUGCUGCUCUAAUUGUUGGAGAUGUUGAAAACGCAAUUGAGAACAGAGAUAUUGUUGUUGAAACUAAAUCGGGGACUCUUCAACGAAUAAGUGAAUUACAUCCUUCUUACCUUGCUCUUCAAUACCCAAUUCUCUUCCCAUAUGGAGAUGAUGGUUACAGAGUUGACAUCCCUCAUAGAGGUAUCAUAGAUGUAACCAACAAGAAGCGUCCAAAUUGUACGAUGAGAGAGUUCUUUUCGUAUCGUAUUCAACAAGAUAUAUCUAAUGUUGGUACACCUCUUAUAUUGCCUUCUUCGUUUACCGCUGGAGCUAGAUAUAUGAUGCAAAACUAUUUAGAUGCAAUGGCUUUAUGUAAAUGGUUCGGUUAUCCUGAUUUUUUUAUAACCAUUACAUGCAAUCCCAAGUGGCCAAAGGUAAAACGGUUUCUUAAAGACACCACUCUGAAUCCAGAAGAUAAGCCUGAUAUCCUAUCAAGGUUAUUUAAAGUCAAGCUGGAUGCAAUUUGUAAAGAUUUAAAGGAAUGUCAUAUGUUGGGAAAAGCAGCAGCAAUUAUUUAUACAAUUGAGUUUCAAAAACUUGGCUUGCCUCAUGCGCAUUUGUGCUUAUUCAUGGAACCAGAAGCUAAACUUCCCACUGUUGACCAAGUUGAUCCGUUCAUAUGUGCAGAAAUUCCAAAUAGAGAUGAUGACCCAGAGUUGUAUACGCUUGUGAAGGAUUUUAUGAUUCAUGGACCGUGUGGUAAUGCUAAUAUGAACUGCCCAUGUAUGGUUGAUAAACAGUGUUCAAAAGGUUUUCCUAAAAGAUUUCAAGAUACUACGACAAUUGACGCCAAUGGUUUCCCAUUAUACAGAAGGAGAGAUGAUGGAGCAACAGUUGUCAAAAACCGGAUCGAGUUAGAUAAUAGAAGUGUUGUACCAUACAACAAAAAGCUAUUGAAAAAGUAUCAGGCACAUAUAAACGUGGAGUGGUGCAACCAAGCUGGGUCAAUUAAAUAUUUGUUUAAGUAUAUCAACAAAGGUCCUGAUAGAGCAACAGUUGCUGUUUUGCAUAGUGAUAAUCAUAAUGAACAACAUGAAAAAGAUGAGAUUAAAGAGUAUUAUGACUGUCGGUAUAUCUCAGCAUGCGAGGCAUCAUGGAGGAUAUUUAGUUACGAUGUAAAUUACAGAUAUCCUUCUGUUAUCAGACUUCCAUUCCAUCUUCCAGGUCUCCAACCGGUUGUCUUUGGAGCAGACGAAGACAUCAAUUCUGUUCUUAACAGGCCAUCUGUCAAGUGUUCUAUGUUUAUGUCUUGA
Helianthus annuus (common sunflower) is the source of this 1938-nucleotide messenger RNA. RefSeq lists its product as uncharacterized. Bases 1 to 1938 code for a protein of 645 amino acids. The record is from RefSeq and is a predicted model, not a curated record. Lineage: Eukaryota; Viridiplantae; Streptophyta; Magnoliopsida; Asterales; Asteraceae. The transcript is spliced from 6 exons.